Messenger RNA from Carcharodon carcharias (great white shark), 1836 nucleotides. It is a transcript of the gene gatb, whose product is annotated as glutamyl-tRNA(Gln) amidotransferase, subunit B. Bases 26 to 1645 code for a protein of 539 amino acids. The record is from RefSeq and is a predicted model, not a curated record. NCBI's taxonomy places the organism in Eukaryota, Metazoa, Chordata, Chondrichthyes, Lamniformes, Lamnidae. Gene Ontology annotation, molecular function: glutaminyl-tRNA synthase (glutamine-hydrolyzing) activity. The transcript has 13 exons. Gene Ontology annotation, biological process: glutaminyl-tRNAGln biosynthesis via transamidation; mitochondrial translation.
CCCGCCCACCUCUAUGUGAAGCAUCAUGGCGCCACCGAUAACGGAUCUGUGCGCGUGCUGUCGGAAUGUGCUCGCGAAUGGAACACUGAGUCGUUUAACAACUUUUGUCAGGGGCAGCGCGCGCUCUGCAACAAAAAGGGACGGCAGCAAUAAAAGCAAAUGGAUGGGAGUUGUGGGAUUGGAAGUCCAUGCUCAGUUAUGUUCCAACUCCAAACUAUUCUCUGGGUCCCGGGUGCAAUUUUCAGCACCUCCAAAUUCAUUGGUAUCAUUUUUAGAUGCUUCGCUUCCAGGCACAUUACCAGUUCUUAACAAAUACUGUGUCGAAGCAGCUGUGAUGACUGGCUUGGCCCUAAACUGUACCAUUAAUAAGAAAUCCAAGUUUGACAGAAAACACUACUUCUACGCUGACUUGCCAGUCGGCUAUCAGGUAACACAGCAGAGAUGUCCAGUUGCCAUCAAUGGAAGCCUUGCAUAUAGCCUUUGUGCUGGAAAAAACAGAAAUUGUAUGAUACCUAAAUUGGUGCGAAUCAAACAAAUUCAACUGGAACAGGAUAGCGGUAAAAGUCUCCAUGACGAUGCAGGAACCCAUACAUUAAUUGAUUUAAAUAGGGCUGGAGUUGGUUUGAUGGAGAUUGUUAUGGAACCAGACAUGUGUUGUGGAGACGAAGCGGCAGCAGCUGUUCGAGAACUCCAACUUGUCUUACAGGCACUUGGUACAUGCCAUGGAAAUAUGGCAGAGGGACAGUUAAGAGUGGAUGCCAACGUAUCUGUACAUCGACCUGGGGAGCCAUAUGGUGUGAGAGCUGAAGUGAAGAAUAUUAACAGCGCCCGAUUUUUGGCAAGAGCAAUUGAUUAUGAAAUUCUGAGGCAGAUUGACGUACUGGAGAAUGGAGGGAAAAUAUUAAAUGAGACCAGAGCAUUUGAUUAUAAAACAGGGCACACCAUAUCUAUGAGAGACAAAGAGGGAAAGCAAGACUACAGGUUUAUGCCAGAACCAAAUUUGCCUCCAUUGGUUAUUUAUGACAACGAAACCUUCCCUCCUAAUGUGAAUCCUCAACAAGUGGUGAAUAUUGACCAUAUUCGUGAGCAGCUGCCUGAGCUACCUAAUGAUAAGAGAAAAAGGCUGGUGGAAAAGUAUGGUAUUCUUGCUGAACACAGCUUCACAUUAGUGAAUGAAGAUGGACUUGUGCAAUUUUUUGAAACUGUUGUGGAACAGACCCAGGUCAAUCCAAAGAAGGUGAUUGGUUGGAUAAUUAAUGAUUUCCUGGCACUACUGAAGCAGAAUAAUCUCAGAGUAAACCAAAGCUUCAUUAGCCCCCCUGCUUUGUCAGAGCUGCUUAACCUCUUAGAAAAAGAACUUAUAUCUUCAUCUGCAGCAAAGCAGGUAUUUCUUGAACUGUGGAAGGGAGAAGGGAAAACUGCAGUCCAGAUAGUUGAAGAAAAAGAAUUAGGACUGAUCCAAGAUCACAAGAAACUAGAGCAGAUCUGUCAGUGUGUUAUUGAAGGUCAUCCUGCAGAGGUUUCUGAAAUACAGCAAGGAAACUGGAAAGUGUUAAAUAAACUGAUUGGCCAGGUUCAGAGGGUAACACAUGGCCGGGCUGCCCCUACUCUGGUGAAAGCCAUUUUGGAAAAGAAACUUGCCUGAAAGCUGCAACAUUGGAAAUCAAGACAAAUCAGAACUGAGAUUGAAUUUGUCUGAAUGUUAUCUUAAUCUAUUGUCAUAACUUUGGUGAAUGAUUGACAGACAUCUUAGAGAUAUAUUUGUUUAUCCUCUGGGAGGUCUGUCACAUUAUUUUGAAAUACGUAUGUUAAUGAUAAAACACAUCUUACAGGCUA